Molecule: messenger RNA, 2676 nt
Organism: Elephantulus edwardii (Cape elephant shrew)
Lineage: Eukaryota; Metazoa; Chordata; Mammalia; Macroscelidea; Macroscelididae
Gene: BCL11B
Product: B-cell CLL/lymphoma 11B (zinc finger protein)
Exons: 4
Coding region: 1-2676 (891 amino acids)
Biological process (GO): positive regulation of transcription by RNA polymerase II
Cellular component (GO): nucleus
Molecular function (GO): RNA polymerase II cis-regulatory region sequence-specific DNA binding; DNA-binding transcription factor activity
Source: RefSeq, a predicted model, not a curated record
AUGUCCCGCCGCAAACAGGGCAACCCGCAGCACUUGUCCCAGAGGGAGCUCAUCACCCCAGAGGCUGACCAUGUGGAGGCCGCCAUCCUCGAGGAAGACGAGGGUCUGGAGAUAGAGGAGCCUGGUGGCCUGGGGCUGAUGGUGGGUGGCCCGGACCCUGACCUGCUCACCUGUGGACAGUGUCAGAUGAACUUCCCCUUGGGGGACAUCCUGGUUUUCAUAGAGCACAAGAAGAAGCAGUGUGGUGGCCUGAGUGCCUGCUAUGACAAAGGCCUGGACAAAGGCAGCCCGCCACCCAUCCCCCGCUCCGAGCUCAGGAAGGUGUCCGAGCCCGUGGAGAUUGGGAUCCAGGUCACGCCCGACGAGGACGACCACCUGCUGUCCCCCACGAAAGGCAUCUGCCCCAAGCAGGAGAACAUUGCAGGGCCGUGCAGGCCUGGCCAGCUGCCAGCGAUGGCUCCCAUCGCUGCGUCCUCCCACCCUCACACAUCCGUGAUCACGCCACCUCUUCGCGGGCUGGGUGCCCUCCCACCCUGCUUCCCCCUGCCGUGCUGCGGCGCGCGUCCACUCCCGGGCGACAGCCCUCAGGGUGAGGGUCAGACGGAGGCUGUGGCCCCCUUUGGAUGCCAGUGUCAGUUGUCAGGUAAGGACGAGCCUUCCAGCUACAUUUGCACAACAUGCAAGCAGCCUUUCACCAGCGCCUGGUUCCUGCUGCAGCACGCGCAGAACACGCACGGCUUCCGCAUCUACCUGGAGCCCGGGCCGGCCAGCAGCUCGCUCACACCGCGCCUCACCAUCCCGCCGCCGCUCGGGCCCGACGCUGUGGCGCAGUCGCCGCUCAUGAAUUUCCUGGGUGACAGCAACCCCUUCAGCCUGCUGCGCAUGACCGGGCCCCUGCUGCGCGAGCACCCCGGCUUCGAGGGCCGCCUGCCCGGCACCCCGCCGCUCUUCAGCCCGCCGCCGCGCCACCACCUGGACCCGCACCGGCUCAGCGCCGAGGAGAUGGGGCUCGUCGCCCAGCACCCCAGUGCCUUUGACCGAGUCAUGCGCCUCAACCCCAUGGCCAUCGACUCGCCCGCCAUGGACUUCUCGCGGCGCCUGCGCGAGCUGGCGGGCAACAGCGCCACACCGCCGCCCGUGUCCCCGGGGCGCGGGAACCCUAUGCACCGCCUCCUGAACCCCUUCCAGCCCGGCCCCAAGUCCCCCUUCCUGAGCACGCCGCCGCUGCCGCCCAUGCCCCCCGGCGGCACCCCGCCGCCGCAGCCCCCCGCCAAGAGUAAGUCGUGCGAGUUCUGCGGCAAGACCUUCAAGUUCCAGAGCAACCUGAUCGUGCACCGGCGCAGCCACACGGGCGAGAAGCCCUACAAGUGCCAGCUGUGCGACCACGCGUGCUCGCAGGCCAGCAAGCUCAAGCGCCACAUGAAGACGCACAUGCACAAGGCCGGCUCGCUGGCCGGCCGCUCCGACGACGGGCUCUCGGCCGCCAGCUCCCCGGAGCCCGGCACCAGCGAGCUGGCCGCCGAGGGCCUCAAGGCGGCCGACGGCGACUUCCGCCACGAGAGCGACCCGUCGCUGGGCCACGAGGCCGAGGACGACGAGGAGGAGGAGGAGGAAGAGGAGGAGGAGCUGCUGCUGGAGAACGAGAGCCGGCCCGAGUCGAGCUUCAGCAUGGACUCGGAGCUGAGCCGCAGCCGCGAGAACGGGGGCGGCGUGGCCGUGGGCGGCGUGGCCGUGGGCGGCGUGGGCGCGGGCGGCGCCAAGCUGGCCGACGAGAAGGCGCUGGUGCUGGGCAAGGUCAUGGAGAACGUGGGCCUGGGCGCGCUGCCGCCGCAGUACGAGCUGCUGGCCGACAAGCAGAAGCGCAGCGCCUUCCUGAAGCGCGCGGCCGGCGACCCCGGCGACGAUGAGGACGCGGGCGGCUGCGGGGACGCGGGCGCGCCGGGCGCCGUCAACGGGCGCGGGGCCUUCCCGGGCGCCGAGCCCUUCCCCGGCCUCUUCCCGCGCAAGCCCGCGCCCCUGCCCAGCCCCGGGCUGCCCAGCGCGGCCAAGCGCAUCAAGGUGGAGAAGGACCUGGAGCUGCCGCCCGCCGCGCUCAUCCCCUCGGAGAACGUGUACUCGCAGUGGCUCGUGGGCUACGCCGCGUCGCGCCACUUCAUGAAGGACCCCUUCCUGGGCUUCACGGACGCGCGCCAGUCGCCCUUCGCCACUUCGUCCGAGCACUCGUCCGAGAACGGCAGCCUGCGCUUCUCCACGCCGCCGGGGGACCUGCUGGACGGCGGGCUGUCGGGGCGCAGCGGCACGGCCAGCGGGGGCAGCACGCCGCACCUGGGCGGCCCGGGGCCCGGGCGGCCCAGCUCCAAGGAGGGCCGGCGCAGCGACACGUGCGAGUACUGCGGCAAGGUGUUCAAGAACUGCAGCAACCUGACGGUGCACCGGCGGAGCCACACCGGCGAGCGGCCUUACAAGUGCGAGCUGUGCAACUACGCGUGCGCGCAGAGCAGCAAGCUCACGCGCCACAUGAAGACGCACGGGCAGAUCGGCAAGGAGGUGUACCGCUGCGACAUCUGCCAGAUGCCCUUCAGCGUCUACAGCACCCUGGAGAAACACAUGAAAAAGUGGCACGGGGAGCACUUGCUGACUAACGACGUCAAAAUCGAGCAGGCCGAGCGCAGCUAA